Molecule: messenger RNA, 815 nt
Organism: Candidula unifasciata
Lineage: Eukaryota; Metazoa; Mollusca; Gastropoda; Stylommatophora; Geomitridae
Source: the annotation of a GenBank genome assembly
GUCGACCCAGCCUCAUCAAUACUCUGAAUUUGUGUGUCAUGGUUUUGUAUUUAACUUUGAGCUGUUUUUCUGCUUGCAGUGUGAAACCCUUUACAUCGGCAUAUGGGUUUGAAACCAAGCUUCCGUCCAUUUCUGGAGAGAUGGUUCCACCUUGGCAAGGGCGGUCUAUUGCAGGGCCCAAACUGAGGCUAGUAGAGUUCUCGGCCUUUUUGGAACAGCAACGAGAUCAAGACUCUUACCACAAGCAUUUAUUUGUACACAUAGGCUCCACGGCCACCUACAACGAUCCCCUUUUAGAAGCUAUAGACAUCAGGCAAAUUUAUGACAAAUUUCCCGAGAAAAAAGGGGGCCUCAAAGAAUUAUAUGACAAAGGACCUACAUCUGCGUUUUUCCUGGUGAAAUUUUGGGCUGAUAUCAACACAAAUCUGCAGGAUGAAAGUGGGGCCUUUUAUGGGGUAACCAGCCAGUAUGAGAACAAUGAGAACUUGACAAUCCAGGUGUCAACGAAGGUGUGUUCAUUCGGCAAACAGGUGGUGGAGAAGGUGGAGACUGAGUAUGCCAGGAUAGAGAACGGUCGCUACAUCUACCGCAUUCAUCGGUCGCCCAUGUGUGAGUACAUGAUCAACUUUAUACACAAGCUGAAACAUCUUCCGGAAAAAUACAUGAUGAACAGCGUCCUGGAGAACUUCACUAUUUUACAGGUGGUUACAAACCGGGACACCCAAGAAACCCUUCUAUGCAUAGCAUUUGUAUUUGAGGUGUCCACGAGCGAACACGGAGCACAACACCACAUCUACAAGUUAGUCAAGGAUUGA